GCAUUAAAACUUUGUUUGAAUUUUUCAUAGCUAUUUGGAAUUUUUAUAAUAACUACGGAGACCCAGCGCGCCUAGGCCUAGCUGGUAAUUAACUAGUGCAAUAGAAACAAUCUUUAGAGUAAUAAUAGGCCUAGGCCUAUGCUAGCAGAUUACCAAAAAGGAAAAUGGUGUUAGUGAAUUUCAACAUUGAUGCCGACAUUACAGACCCGAACACAGUAGUGGUAGUUAGUGGUAAUUGCCAAGAACUUGGGCGAUGGCUGUACAACGGGGUCAAAUCAAUGUCAAGAUUAGGCGAUGGAAGAUGGACAUUAGAGGUGAAUUUGAAUUCAGUGGAUGUUGGAUCUUUGAUUGAGUAUCGUUAUGCAAUUUGUAGUUUUCCUACUGAAAAGGAUGGACAAGCAAACACAAUUAUUCACAAAUGGGAAACGCACAUGGAACCCAGAGUUUUGUCUUUGAAAGGUGAAACAGUAUACACUGAUGAUGGCUGUUUUGGUCACAAAGAUGGCAUAAGAAGUGUCAGAGGUGGCUGGUUGACUGACCAAUCAGAAGUGAGGUUGAUGUUGCAUAGUAACCCUUUCGAGUUGUUCAUUAAGACCAAGGAGGUGACCAAGAUUGGUUUCCGUGUAAAAGCAAAUCAUAUCUGUCAAAGGAACGAUGAGUGCAUCCCAACACAAAUUAAGGUUGUGAAUGAAGAUGAGUACAUUGCAAAACCACAAGCCAAAAAUGGAAGACAUUACAAAAACAAUGAGAUUAUGGUGUUCUCCUCUCAAGUACUAGAGCUCCAAAAUACGGUGUUUGUAAUUGAGGUGUUAAGUUUUCAAGAACAUGGUGAUGUUAAUAUACUCGGGCAAGUAGCUGUUUUAGGUACAAUGCUCACAAAGACUAGAGAUGAUCUCCAUUGUCCAGUCACCAACACAAGUGGUGAAGUUGUGGGUGUGCUUCAAGUGCAAUAUGUUGUCAUUAAGCCACUUCCCAAGUGCAGUAGUUUGUGUACAUUUCAGAAUCCUUACCAGUGGACAAGUACUAGAUGCCUAAGUGUAGGUCAUCGAGGCAUGGGAGUGUCAUUUAAGAACAAAGGCUUGCUAUAUGAAAGUGGUAUUCGAAAGACAGCACAAACUUUUAUUGAAAAUACCAUUGGUGCAUUCAAAGGGGCAGUGGAAGCAGGUGCUGAUAUGGUUGAAUUUGAUGUACAUGUGUGCAAAGACCAUGUGCCGGUAGUGUAUCAUGAUUACAAUGUACCUGUAUGUCUACAGAUGGCUGAAGAUACUGGCAAACAUCUGCAGCAUAGGAUCCUAUUGACAGAUUUCAGCUUUGAAGAGCUUCAAAGUGUGCAGACAACACAUACUGCCAAGAGGAAUGAAAAUGUGAAGGAUAGUGACAGACUGUUCCCUCCUUUAACCAAAGUGUUGCAGAACACUCCAAUACAGCUGGCUUUUAAUGUCGAGAUCAAGUAUCCUUUGCAUAAUGUGGAUGGAACAAAUGAAUGUCCAGAUUAUAGCAUGGACAUGUCAGUGCUGGUGGACAAUGUAUUACAAGUACUCAUUGAGCAUGCUCAGUCUCGCAACAUCAUCAUCACUUGCUUUGAUCCUGAUGUAUGCACUCUUGUAUGCAUGAAGCAGAAUCGUUUCCCAGUAAUGCUGAUUCAUUGUGGACCCACAGAGAAGUACAUUAAGUAUGCAGACCCUCGCAUUGCUACUGUACACUCUGCCAUGCACUGGGUCUUGGCGGAACAACUUGUGGGUUUAGUGGGACACGUUGAUGAUUAUGUAAGAGACGAAUCUCUUAUUAAGCUUAUUCAUGAUGCCAACCUUCACCUGUUCAUAUGGGGAGAAGAUAACAAGAAUCCAUUACUGGUACAAGACAUGAUCAAGAAAGGAGUUGAAGGCGUUGUAACUGAUGAUGUAACUGUUCUUCCCCAGUUGGCUUGAAGAGUGAAAUUGUGCAGGUUGUUUCUGACAGUCACAACAUCCCCUUCAUGCUAGUUACAUUUACCAAUUUUUAAUUGUUUAAUAAUUCAAACAGAAAGCUGCAACAUCUUAAGGUGCUUUUAAACCACUAAAUAAUUUUUCAAAAAUUUUAGAAUGUAUAGAGAUGAUUAAAUAUUGUAAAGAUAAAUACUUCUUGUAUAGCAAUAAAAACCAACAAUAUAUUGUAGGGGUACUUGCCUCAUUUGUUAUUUAAAGGUUAAGGUUAUGUAUUUAUGAUGUUCAAAUGAUUUAAUAUUAUCGGUAUAGAAAUGAAAGGAAAUAAGCAAGUAGAGAAUAGAUAGAAUAAAGAAAUGGGAGAAAAGGUAAAAUGGAUACGUAUAUACUCAAAUAAACGCCCCAUAAUUUCACUGGAAACUACAACACAUAAUUACUGUCAAAAUACGUUAUUGUUUAAUCAUAAAGAUUUAUUGAUCCCAACCAGAUUAGAA
Molecule: messenger RNA, 2416 nt
Organism: Anneissia japonica
Lineage: Eukaryota; Metazoa; Echinodermata; Crinoidea; Comatulida; Comatulidae
Product: glycerophosphocholine phosphodiesterase GPCPD1-like
Exons: 17
Coding region: 165-1928 (587 amino acids)
Biological process (GO): glycerophospholipid catabolic process
Molecular function (GO): glycerophosphocholine phosphodiesterase activity; starch binding
Source: RefSeq, a predicted model, not a curated record